Messenger RNA from Vicia villosa (hairy vetch), 510 nucleotides. RefSeq lists its product as uncharacterized. The coding region runs from base 1 to 510 and encodes 169 amino acids. The record is from RefSeq and is a predicted model, not a curated record. The transcript has 3 exons. NCBI's taxonomy places the organism in Eukaryota, Viridiplantae, Streptophyta, Magnoliopsida, Fabales, Fabaceae.
AUGGAGAAACGUGUUGAAAAAGGUAAAUGGUGCUCUCGAAAAGAAUACCCAAUCACGAUGGAUUUCUAUAGAAGAAAACAUAUCAGAUUGGCCAAACGUGGCUAUAAAAGAAAAGAAUUUGAUUUUAUUGAUCAUCCAGCAAGAAGAUUUUUAGGUGGUGGUGUCGGACCGCUUUCCAUAACUGAAGAAUAUCGGCCUCUCCUGGUUAAUCUUUCUGUAAUUGCUUUGAAAAAGUACAAUGAUGACAACAAAGAAAAGGAGUUUGUGUUUGAAGACCUUGUGAAGUCAACUUAUGGAGUUUGUGCUGGGGGAAUGUAUUAUAUUACCUUCAAAGCAAAAGCAAAAGAAGAAGAUGGUUCCAACACUCCUUCUAUAACUUUCCAGGGCAAAGUCUGGAAGAGGUUGAAUGGGCCGCCUGAGAUUAUGGCUAGUAUUAUUAUAAAUGGUUUUGCGUUGCAUAAACUUCAUAAGCCGAAAUGUGUUUCGGCGUAUCAUGAGAAUUUGUCGUAA